ACUUCUGGGUUGUGAAUAUUCAACUGUCGGUAGUCAACUCGCGAUCGAAUUGGGAAUCUGGAUGCGAUUGUUUGUUCAUCAUGAAAUCGAUUCUGUACCUCGCCCUUGUGGGUCUUCUCCAUUCUGGGGGCGCAGUGCCGCAGAGUGAUUUGAAGUCAAUCAGAGCCAGGAAACUUCAAGAGGAGGUGACUGACCAGCAGAUGCAUCCACGCUCGUCCCCGAAAACUAUGAGAUUUAAAUCAGCACAAUCAGCAUAUAGUCCUGAAGCAGAAACAAGUUACUGGUUCAACCAGGCCAGGAAAUCCCUUCGUAAGCAGUUAAACAAGAAAUUAAAUACCAAUAUCGCGAAAAAUGUGAUAUUCUUCCUCGGCGACGGUAUGUCAAUCCCGACCCUGAUGGCCGCUAGAGCAUACCAGGGACAGUUGGCGGGGAAAUCAGGAGAGGAGGGCGAACUCUAUUGGGAAACCUUCCCCUUUACCGGUUUAUCAAAGACCUGGUGCUUGGACAAACAAGUAGCGGACUCAGCGUGCACCAGCACCGCCUACAUGACCGGUGUGAAGACAAACUACGGCACCCUCGGGAUAAACGGUCACGUCGUCCGCGGAGACUGUAGUACCCAGCAGAACCGGACGAAUCACCUGCCAUCGAUCCUCCAAUGGGCGAUAGAAUACGGAAAGUCCGCUGGCUUCGUCACGACGACUCGCGUCACCCACGCGUCACCAGCAGGCGGUUAUGCUCACGUAGCUGAACGCAAUUGGGAGAGUGACACCGAGGUCAUCAAGGACAAGCAGGAUCCCAAGAAAUGUAUUGACAUAGCAGCCCAACUAAUAACUCAGGAGCCUGGUAGGAGAUUCAAUGUGAUAAUGGGUGGUGGAAGGCGAAGCUUCCUCGGCAAGAAAACCACCGACGAGGAGGGAACGAGGGGCAUCAGGACGGACGGAAGGAAUCUCAUUGACGAAUGGAAACGGAACAAGGCCUCCCUGGGGAAGAGGCACUCUUACUCCUGGAACAGGACCAGCGUUUUGGACAUGAUAGCACAUCCCGAGAGGUAUGACUACGUCCUGGGACUCUACGAGGACACCCACUGUCCGUAUCAUCUGGAGGCGUCUGCAGCGACCGAGCCCUCUCUCGAAGAGAUGACCGAAGCCGCGGUCAAGGUCUUACGAAAGAACCGGAAGGGAUUCGUUCUGUUCGUGGAAGGUGGCCGUAUCGAUCACGCUCAUCACGCUGCAUGGACGAAGUUGGCUCUGGACGAGACCCUGGAGCUGGCGAAGGCCGUUAAGAAGGGACGAGAAUUAACUUCGAUUGACGACACGUUGGUUAUCGUUACCUCCGAUCAUUCACAUACCAUGAGUAUCGCCGGAUACUCAGACCGGGGUAAUUCAAUUGUGGGGAAGAGCAUGGACCUUGGGUCGGAUCAAUUGGGGUACAUGACACUUGGGUAUGCUAAUGGACCUGGGUACAGGACUACCAGUACUGGGGCUCGCCAUAACAUCGCUAACGAUAAUAUUGGAGACUUGAAAUAUGAAUACCCAGGAACCGUUCCUCUCCAGUCGGAGACUCAUGGUGGAGACGACGUGGCCAUCUUCGCCAGUGGUCCCUGGUCCCAUCUCUUCUCUGGUACCAUUGAACAAAGCAACAUUCCCCAUUUUCUGGCGCAUGCUUCCUGCAUACGUCGGAACUCUGCGUGUGCUUCGAUCCGCUGAAUCAAUGAAUCGUCUUUUUUAUGAGGAUCUGUGAAGCUGUUGCUAUUCAACAGCUGUAAAUAAUGUUAUUUUUUGUAGCAAUAAAGUAAAUGGAAACCUAUCAGUCUGAUUUUCAAGGACAUCCAGGUGUUUUUUUCUGUUCAGUCAAGACAUCAUUAUACUUUCAACGAUUUCUAAUCAGUAACUCUGUCGAUUAAAUUUGCGUGUGGAAAAUUUGGAAAAAUAAUGAACAUUCUGUGAAAUCCAAUUUAUAUUGUUCAUAACAUUAUCAUUUUUUACUGUUCUUUAUUUAUGAAUAAGUAAUUGUAGUUGUUUAAACUUUCGAAGAUUUGGUUUUUGAGGAACAAAUGAGUAGCGAAGUGGGUCAAGUCCAUUUUUACUAUUGGCCAGUUAAAUCAGCAAAUGGAAUAAUCAUUCGAAUGAUCUUAUGGCUCCGCUAAAUCUAUCUUAAGCAUAAAAAAUAGUCUAUUGAGUAAUUUAAUCCGUAAGCAAUGAAGUUUUUUUACUAAUGAAUAAAUUGAUUGUCAUGA
Messenger RNA from Diachasmimorpha longicaudata, 2236 nucleotides. RefSeq names its product membrane-bound alkaline phosphatase-like. Gene Ontology annotation, biological process: dephosphorylation. The record is from RefSeq and is a predicted model, not a curated record. NCBI's taxonomy places the organism in Eukaryota, Metazoa, Arthropoda, Insecta, Hymenoptera, Braconidae. Bases 81 to 1706 code for a protein of 541 amino acids. The transcript has 6 exons. Gene Ontology annotation, molecular function: alkaline phosphatase activity.